Molecule: messenger RNA, 3973 nt
Organism: Archocentrus centrarchus (flier cichlid)
Lineage: Eukaryota; Metazoa; Chordata; Actinopteri; Cichliformes; Cichlidae
Gene: alpk1
Product: alpha-kinase 1
Exons: 14
Coding region: 298-3579 (1093 amino acids)
Biological process (GO): protein phosphorylation; cytoplasmic pattern recognition receptor signaling pathway; innate immune response
Cellular component (GO): cilium
Molecular function (GO): protein serine/threonine kinase activity; ATP binding; monosaccharide binding
Source: RefSeq, a predicted model, not a curated record
AUGCUCUGACAGGAGAGGCUGGAAUGACAACAGUGGUGGAGUGAGCUCUGAGAUGGGAAGCGUUACAUCACCAGCACUGUCGAACUCACAAAGUCUGUUCGGCGACCAAGCGCUUGAGUCGGCAAUGACGGGAACCCGCAAGAACUCAUCAGAUGAUAAAAACUCGGAUCCGUCUGGUUUGAACUGGGCCUCUUUCUAAGUUCUCUCCUGGCGCAAUCAGAAGAACAGAGGUGAAGAGGCCACGAAAGGAGGAAAUUCUUUGCUUUCGUACAACAGCUACAGCGUCUGUUUACCAGGAUGGACAGCCAGGAGGUGGGAGGUUUACUGGACGAGUGCUUCAGAGCUGCUCAGCAGUCCACCCGGCCGACUGAGGCACAGAGGCUAAACUACUGCAGCUGCAGAGACUCGCUGUGUGCUGAAUUAGCCUCCCUGCUUCAGGAAGCCGUGGACAUGAAAUGGCCUUUUGUCCCUGAGAAGUGGCAGUAUAAGCAGUCUGUCAGUGCCACUGACAAAACCAACCUGAGUGACCUUAUCAGCAAACACCUGUCUCAACUACUGGCUGUCCUGAAGGCCUCCAUCGGGGCUCAGGAGGCACGCACUGCACUGGCAGUUGUCUUUUUAGUGGACCGUUACCUCUACUGGACUGAUGAGUCAAACCGCCUUCUAAAGAUUGCCAAGCUUCUCCACAGACGCUACCCUGACACCCCCAUAGCCCCCCAGCUGGUCAUACGGCAGGCCAGGGUCUAUUUUAACUCUGGAAAACUGCAGAAGGCAGAGUACAUCCUGAGCAGCCUGAUUAACAACAGUGGAACCACAGGUUGUUGGAUAUACCACUCUAAAAGCGACCGUGCUCUUGUCCAGGCUGUUAGUGUUCAGGUUCGUGGAAUGAUUUUGCAAAAGCUGGGCCUGUGGUUGGAGGCUGCAGAGCUCAUCUGGGCUUCUUUGGUUGGAUACUAUUCACUUCCUCAACCUGACAAAAAGGGUAUUGGAACCUCUCUUGGCAUACUGGCAAAUAUAUUGGUUUCUAUGAAUAAUGAGGACUUCCAUGCUUUUAGGACUAAUCCAGAUAUUGAUUUUAGUUUGCUUGGGGAUGGGAAUCAUCGUCUUCUCUCAGCAGCCCAAGCAGCUAAGAUGGCGGUGGUAUACAGUCAGUAUACUUCACUGUAUGUUUUGACCAAUGUGACAACACAAGGUGCCUGCUUGUUAUCCUACAGUUUCUCAAUGGAGUGUCCAGCCUCUCAAAGGCAGUCAUUCCUCCAGCAGGCUCAAGAAGCAUUUGCAAUCGGCCUUCUCACCAAAGCAGAGGGUGAUAUGGUAACCAGCAAGCAGGAGCUUCAUACCUUCCUCAAAGCUGCCUAUUCCCUCGCUGUCACUCACAAGUGGCUUGGAACUCCUUUGGGGGUUGUGGCACAGGCAGUUCAAGCUUGUCAAAAUGGUUUAGCUAAUUUUUACAGCUACUGCCAUGCCAAUACCCAAGAGAAAGACAGCCUCUGCACUGAGAUCAUGCAUUUGGUCGCCCAAGUCAAGCUGCUGCUGCGAGUGGAGCCUUUCCUGAAUUCAGACAAGGGGUCUUUUAUCCCUGAUAGCUACAGAAAUGUCAAAGAUGCUUCUGUAAAUUUUACUCUGGCAGGCUUCUCUAAGAUAAUGAAGAAAUUUCAAAAGUAUCAUGCAUCACUGUGCGAGACCACCAACACACACUGUAGGGAAACUAACGAUAAGAUAGAUGGAGUAAGGCUCUGCAUAACAGCGCUGGGAACAACCAUUGGUACACUCAACACAGAUUGUACCACUGACGCCUGCAAAGGGUUAAAAGAUGUACCCAAAGAAGAAGAGCCCAGAAGCAGUGCUACUGGACAUAAAGAGAGAGCGAGCAAUCAGAACUGUCCAACCACAGAAGUUGAUGAUGACAGGUCAGACCACAAGUUAGAAUCUCCUGAGAAAAACAAGAAGCAAAACUUACAAGGUUGUAACUUUGGUAUCAGUUCCCAUACAGAUUCAGAGUCUGCAGUACCUCUCUCUCCCUCCUCCAACAUAAGUAGUGAUUCAGAAAAGUUUGAGGUGAUGCAAGCUGGAAUAGAGACACUGGCCACUGAAGAGGACUGGAUGGCUGAUGUUCUUGGUGAGGCACAGAAGGUAGCAUUAGCUGAAGGAGCAGUGCAGUCCUUAUCCGAGCUAUUUAUAACAUCCUCUAACUCUCUUGGGAACAGUUUUGGUUCCCAGUCAUCAUGGGAGAAACUUUCAGCUGAUCUGAAUUCUUCUACAUAUAGAAAACAACAGCCAAGUAGUAUUUCCAAAGCAGGAACUUGCCAAAACAGCAAGUCACCAGAUUCAGAUGGGAGCUUUUUCAUUUUGGAAACACUCGAUUCUGAAACCAGCGAUUCUCCUUCUGGUCACAUGUCCAAAAACCAAAAUGUACGUGCUUUGUCCAGUCCACAACCUUUCAAGAGCAUUAAUGUUUACCAAAACAUGGUAACUGAAGUUGACUCUGUACAACCUGCAACCGACAACACUUUUGCAAUCCCAAAUAAUCCAUCACAGGCUAUCCCAGAACAGUGUCCUGUCACUGAAACUUCCACAACGAGUUCAUUUGAGAUGCUGGAGGUGAAUCAAUGUGAGCACCAACAAAAUACAGUGCAGAAUGUGCCUCAGAAGAAGAACUCCAUGUGCUACAGCUGCCAAGACCAGAACGCUGUAGCUGAUGCAGUCCCAGUGAAGCAGUUUUUGUUGUCACAGCAGGAUUACCAAGCCUUUCUGGCUGGAGUUUGCCAUGGAUGUCUGCUGAAGAGGUUGUACAGUGAUAAAAUCAAAUUCAAACUCAAGAACCUCAGAAGUGCCCACAGUGCUCUUCAUUUAAAGUUCUCCAAGGCCACUGGACUGUGGACAGCCACGGAAACAUGCGUUUACAUUGGAGAGCCGAUGGGGAUGGAGGGCGCGCAGAGGACAACAAUAUGGGUGCAAUUUUUACACCAGGAGGAGCGGCUAAGCCAUUAUGUGGGGAAAGAUUACAAGAACCCAAAGGAGAUCCAGUUUCACCUGAAAGAUGUGGAGAGACAGAUGACAGCCCAGUACUAUGUAACUGAGUUCAACAAGAGUCUCUACGAAAAAGAUGUUUUGGCUCAGAUCUUCUUUAUUCCCUCACAAGCCCUGUUGAUUUUGAAUGGAGAUGAGAUUGUGGGCUGUGUAACUGUAGAGCCCUACAUGCUUGGAGAGUUUGUCAAAUUGACCAACAACACUAGAAAGAAAGAUGAGAGAUUCCAGGCUACAGAAUAUGGCCUUGCAUUUGGACACUUCACCUACUUGUUCUCUGGUGGUCAGGAAGUCGUCGUAGACUUACAAGGAUGGGUGACAGCCAACGGCAAAGGACUGACCUACCUGACUGAUCCACAGAUUCACUCCAUCAAGACCCCUAAAGGUCCCUCUAACUUUGCUGACAGGGGGCUCAGGUACUUUGUGGAAGAGCAACAUGGACCAGAGUGCAAUGGGAUUUGUCAACUGCUCAGACUGCCUCCACUGGCCAUGAACUCAAAAGCUUCUCCUCAAACUUUACUGUCAGUCACAAAAACAAAAACGAUGCAUUAAAACUUAAUUAAGGAGUUUAUAUUAUGAGCAAUAUGGCCUUGCAAGUUUUUGGAACUGACGGGUCUGAUGUAGAUUAAAUGACAACAGAUAAUCAAAGUACUGUAUUUUUCAUACUGUUUUUUUUUUUUUUUCUUUUUAAUUGUACUGAUUAAAGUUCUGUGUACCUACCAUCCUAAUGUUCAGACACCAGCGGCUUGUAGACAUGUUUUAUGUAAACACUACUGUGCAAAUGUAGUUUUAAUAUUCUUGGAAAUAAGAUGGUAACUGUGAAUAGUUUUUCUUCAUGUUCAGCUGCUUUCAGCACUGCUGGUAUUUGUUAAGUCUCUUUCGCUCCAGUUGAUCUUUCAGAGUUAACCUCAAUAGUUACUUCCUCCAAACCAGCAAUAUGUUUGUU